AGUUUAAGCCAGCCAAUAGGCUUGCAGUGCGCAAGGAUUUAAACCAAGACUCCAAGUUAGACUACAGUUCAUGCUUCAGUCUUUGGGUCACAAAACUGCGUCUUAGAAGCAACGGUCUUUUAAUAAUGGCCUUUCGUGCUACAAGAAACCGCUUGGCUUCCACCAGGACGGAACUCGCUGUUAAGACAUGCUCCGUCGCCGCUCCCACGCUCAAGACGCGAGCCGCUCUUGGGGACAUUGGUAAUGUUGCAGCUAAAAAAGAGUCUCAGAAGAAGGUGGUUAAAAACACAAAGGUUCCCGUUGUGACUAAAAAGGCUGAGCCCAAACCAGACAAUGUUCCUGUGGAACAGGUGGUGCCAGCGUCUCCGACUCCAAUGGAGACUUCAGGCUGUGAGCCAGCUGACUUGUGUCAGGCAUUUUCUGAUGUCAUUCUGCACAAUACUAUCAGGGAUGUUGAUGCAGAUGACUGUGAGAACCCUAUGCUCUGCAGUGAAUAUGUGAAAGACAUCUACAAGUACAUGCGUCAGCUGGAGGCUGAGCAGAAUGUCCGAGCCAAUUAUCUUCAAGGCCAGGAAGUGACCGGAAACAUGCGGGCCAUACUUAUUGACUGGCUAGUCCAAGUGAGCCUGAAGUUCCGCCUGCUGCAGGAGACCAUGUAUAUGACUGUAGGAAUAAUUGACCGCUUUCUUCAGGACAACCCAGUCUCAAAGAAGCAGCUGCAGCUUGUCGGAGUGACUGCCAUGUUCCUUGCUUCAAAGUAUGAAGAGAUGUAUCCACCAGAGAUCGUUGACUUCGCCUUAGUGACAGACCAGGCUUACACCACUGCCCAAAUCCGAGAAAUGGAAAUGACAAUCCUGCGUGUGCUGAAAUUUCAACUCGGUCGCCCUCUACCCCUGCAGUUCCUCAGGAGGGCCUCAAAGAUUUAUGAGGUGACUGGAGAGCAACACACACUAGCAAAGUACUUGCUCGAGCUGACCAUGAUCGACUAUGAAAUGGUUCAUUAUCCGCCUUCAAUAGUAGCAAGUGCCGCUUUGGCUCUUACACUCAAGCUCUUGGAUGCAGGUGAAUGGGAUGCGACAUUGCAGCAUUACAUGGAGUACACACCAGACAGUUUGAUUCCAGUCAUUGCACACAUUGCCAGAAACGUCGUGAAGGUGACUGAAGGACAAACUAAGCAUAUGGCUGUCAAAGACAAAUACUCUACCUCAAAACAGAUGAGGAUUGCAACCAUCCCGCAACUCAAGUCUUCUGUAGUGAAAGAUCUUGCGAAGCAGCUUGCCCAGUGAGCUCGUACUUGUAAUGUUAUUUUGUACAGAUGAGACCUUGUAACAAAUGGCCUCUAAAGCUUUUUAUCCCUUUUACGCUGAUUUUAAUCAGUUUUAAAUCUGUAUGAAAGUGUCUAGGUUUUUUUCCCCCCGUAACAUUAAACUGAUUGGAUGCAGGUUUAAGAACAAUACUAAACUCUAUAUUGGCAAUUCUAACGUGUCUGCUCUGAAAGACUAUUUUUGUAGAUUAUGCUUUAAAAUGGUCACAUUUAUGCUGCUGUUCAACUUGUUUACGUUCUGAAAUGUGUUGAUUAAAUGUAUUCACCAAAAGUUAAA
Molecule: messenger RNA, 1601 nt
Organism: Syngnathus acus (greater pipefish)
Lineage: Eukaryota; Metazoa; Chordata; Actinopteri; Syngnathiformes; Syngnathidae
Gene: ccnb1
Product: cyclin B1
Exons: 9
Coding region: 126-1286 (386 amino acids)
Biological process (GO): regulation of cyclin-dependent protein serine/threonine kinase activity; mitotic metaphase chromosome alignment; mitotic cell cycle phase transition
Cellular component (GO): mitochondrial matrix; cyclin B1-CDK1 complex; nucleus
Molecular function (GO): cyclin-dependent protein serine/threonine kinase regulator activity
Source: RefSeq, a predicted model, not a curated record